AGUACGUGAUGACGUGUUCCGUCAGAAACAACUGUCACCCAGUCAACGACACAGCUUUGGACGGAGUCUACUAGCAAGCUUUCUUACAACUCAGAGAACCAUGACAUCCCAGGUGCGACAGAACUUCCACCAGGACUGUGAGGCUGCAAUCAACAGGCAGAUCAACCUGGAACUGUAUGCCUCUUAUGUAUACCUGUCUAUGGGGUACUACUUUGACAGAGACGACAAAUCCCUGCCCAACUUUUCCAAGUUCUUCCUGACUCAGUCCAAGGAGGAGAAGGAGCAUGCUGAGAAACUGAUGAGUAAACAGAACCAGAGAGGAGGACGUAUCUUCCUCCAGGACAUCAGGAAACCCGACCGAGACGAGUGGGGCAGUGGGCUGGAGGCCCUAGAAUGUGCCCUGCAGCUGGAGAAGAGUGUCAACCAGUCCCUGCUGGACCUGCACAAAGUAGCCACAGAACACAACGACCCUCACAUGUGUGACUUCAUAGAGACCCACUAUCUGGAUGAGCAGGUCAAGUCUAUCAAGGAGUUGAGUGACUGGGUCACCAACCUGCGUCACAUGGGGGCCCCGCAGAACGGCAUGGCGGAGUACCUCUUUGACAAACACACCCUGGGGAAGGAGUAGCGGCCAAACAUCCCCUUAUGCCAGGGGUCGUGUUCAUUAGUGCACACCGUAGCGAAAAAUACAUUGAAACAGAAAACUGACAUUUCUUAUUGGAUAAAUUCAGAUAGUAGUACCUCACAGUUUUCAGUCCGUUUUGUUUACGAAUGAACACAACCCAUUUUCCCGCCUGCUGGUCAGUUUUGCAUGUUUGGUCUGUCCUUACGACUGGUAAUCCCCUAGUGCUUAAA
Molecule: messenger RNA, 855 nt
Organism: Coregonus clupeaformis (lake whitefish)
Lineage: Eukaryota; Metazoa; Chordata; Actinopteri; Salmoniformes; Salmonidae
Gene: fth1b
Product: ferritin, heavy polypeptide 1b
Exons: 5
Coding region: 101-628 (175 amino acids)
Biological process (GO): intracellular iron ion homeostasis; iron ion transport
Cellular component (GO): cytoplasm
Molecular function (GO): ferrous iron binding; ferric iron binding
Source: RefSeq, a predicted model, not a curated record